Molecule: messenger RNA, 2315 nt
Organism: Micromonas pusilla CCMP1545
Lineage: Eukaryota; Viridiplantae; Chlorophyta; Mamiellophyceae; Mamiellales; Mamiellaceae
Exons: 2
Coding region: 1-2241 (746 amino acids)
Source: RefSeq, a predicted model, not a curated record
AUGGACGAUAAAGUCGCCGCGCGGAAGAAGCAGGAGACGGAGAUCCUCGCCGCCGCGGCCAAGGCGGGAAAGACGUUCGACUCCGCCGCGGAAGCGAGCGCGUGGGCGGCGGCGGAGGCGAAAGCGCUCAGAGACCCCGCGCCGAUGACGGACGUCGACGCGUCGAAUUCGAAAAAGAAGAAGACGAUCGCGAAGCGAAACAGAGCGGGGGUGGCGUGGAACCCGGACACGGACGGCGAGCCGCCCGCCGAGCUGUCGCCCGUCGAUUCGAAUUCGAACGUAGAAGUCGUCGACGCGCCGCCGCCGACGCGCGAGGAGAUCGUCGCCGCGGCGCUCGCGAAGAUGACCGCGAACGAGCGCACCGAGGCGCGCGCUCGAGCGUCGCACGGUUGGGCGGGUGACUUCUCAGGCGCCUUCGUGAAGGGCCCGCAACCUGGCGCGACGCACGCGCGCGGCCCGAAAGCGUCGUGGCUCGAGAAACCCAGGGACGACGCCGGCGAGGUCGUCGUCGACCCGGACGCGGACGCGGACGGCCCGCUCGCGGUCGAGUUCAUCGGCCCGAACGCCGCGGAGCUCGAAUACGCCGCGUUGCACCCGGCGUCGAAACCGUGGCUCGACUUGGAAGGGAAAGAACACGCGAGACGCGAGACGGAGGACCGCGUGGAGCCAGGAGACGCGUCCGCGGCGGCCGCGCGCGCGAAGCUGGUCGGGAUGAAACCCACGGACCCGGGCGUCGUCGGCGCGGCGAAGAAGGUGCUGGAGUGCGAGUUCAUCGGGCCGCUGGCGGACGAGCACGCGUUCCUCGCGGUGUUUCCGGACGAGCCGUCGCCGCUGGAGAACCCUAAACCGAACCCUAAACCGGACGAGAGCCUGCCGUUCGAUCAGACCCACGGCGCCGCGGGUCUCCUCGAGCUCGACCUCGAGUUCAUCGGCGCGAACAAGAAGGAGCUGACGUUUAAGGCGCUGCAUCCGGACGAGCCGUACGCGCCGACGCCGGAGCCCGAGGAGGACGAGGAGGAGGCGACGAAAAAGUUGAUGGCGGCGACCAAGGCGCUCGUGGCGACGUUCAUCGGGCCGAACGCGAAGGAGCUCACGUUCAAGGCGCAGAACCCGGACGCGGAGUACGUCCCGGAGGAGGAGGGUGGUCCGGAAGAUGAAACGGCGCGGGAGGAGAUGUGGGAUCCGAAGAGGCACGCGUUCGACGAGCCGGAGCCGGAGAAGAAGAAGCUCGUCGCGACGUUCGUGGGACCCAACGCGAAAGAGCUGACGUUCAAGGCGAAGCACCCGGACCUGGAGUACGACCCGAACGCGCCGGGCAGCGACGACGACGACGACGAGGGCGAGGAUGGAGAAGACGAAGCGGCAGAAAAGGAAGAAGAUGAACCGUCGCGAGUGGACGAAGCCGCGCUGGACGACGACGUCGUGUUCGACGCGACGUUCGAGGCGAGCGCGACGGCGCGGAGGCUCGCGGAGGAGGCGCUCCGCGAGGCGACCGACCGCGGCCGACCGCAGCUGCACCAGGAGCGGUCCGACGACGAGGCCGACGCGGAGGAAUCCAACGCGAAGGAAUCAUCCGCGACGGUUGACGUUUCGAAUCCCCCGGAGGCGGCGCUCCCCGCCGGCCUCGCGCCCACGCCGUCGCUCGAAUCGCGCCUGCGCUCCGCCGUCGACGACAAGGCGCUCGCCGAAUUCCUCACGAAGACGGGCGCGGCGCUCCCGCCCGCGCUGCGCGCGGUCUGCACCGGCGACGAGGUGGCGCAGCUGGAGACGAUCCGACGCGUCCUCGACGCCGAGGCGGCGGUGCGCGAAGGGCGAACCGCGGUGGUGCCCGCGGGCGAGGCGCGCGCGGUGCAAGCCGCCGCGGGGCUGCUUCUCGCGGACCGCGGCGCCGUCGAGAGCUUCGCGCGGUUGAAGAUGCAUCUGGUGAAGGGCGACGCCGCCGCGAGCGCGACGCGGCGCGCGGUGGAGGAUGGGAAGGAGGCCGCGGCGGCGGCGACGGCGGCGGCGGGACGCGAGGGCGGCGGCGGCGGCGGCGGCGAUUUGAAUCCGUGGGCGUCGCCUUCGAAGAAGGACGACGACGGCUCCGGGUCGUCGCCGACGCGGGAGGAGAUCAUCGCCGAGGGCGCGCGGUUGUCGUCCGUCGCCGGCGGCGGCGACGGCGCGGACGUUGAUUUUAAGGAGGAGGCGGCGCCGUUGUUGGACGCGGUGAAGGGCCGCGUCAAGGACGCGUUUCGGUCGUGAGGGGCGCGAUGUACAGAUAGGGAUUAACGCGACGUCGAUGAAGUAGAUUUUAUCAUGCACAGCUGUCGUCGUUC